Suillus discolor is the source of this 482-nucleotide messenger RNA. RefSeq lists its product as uncharacterized. NCBI's taxonomy places the organism in Eukaryota, Fungi, Basidiomycota, Agaricomycetes, Boletales, Suillaceae. The coding region runs from base 109 to 360 and encodes 83 amino acids. The transcript has 5 exons. The record is from RefSeq and is a predicted model, not a curated record.
AAAGUCGGUAGGUCCCGGCUGGUAGGCGUGGGAACAACGCGAGAACAAUUCGGUCAAUUCAGAUUCAGAAACCAGCUUGAAGCCUCAGCAACUUCAACGUUAACCACCAUGGUAGCACCCCGGGGAGCACGCACUUUCAUGCGCAAUUGGUUUGCCAUCGAGGCAAUUCCUAUCUACGCCGUUAUUGGUUUGGCCGUUGGUGGUGCAGGCUGGUAUUUAACCCGCCUUGCUCGUGGUCCUACGGUCGUUUGGACGAAGAGUAACCCAACUCCCUGGAACGAUGUCAAACAAGAUGAAAACACCAAAAUAUUGGAUGUCAACUCGAGGUUUGCAAAGAGCUGGUCGAGGGAAAAACUAUAACUUUAGCUCGCGCUGGAGGAGUGCUAUACCUUUCUUUCGGUCGUGCUCGUUGUCAUAUUACAGUUUCAAUUAUAUUCCUGGAUAUGUUUUCCUCUAUUCAUGACAGUUCCAUGUGACCAUGU